Molecule: messenger RNA, 2486 nt
Organism: Symbiodinium necroappetens
Lineage: Eukaryota; Dinophyceae; Suessiales; Symbiodiniaceae
Source: the annotation of a GenBank genome assembly
GCUGGCAUUGGAGCAGGCUCGAAGCCUGCAUCCCACAGGGUCCGACAGCCUCAGCCAGUCAAAACUUUUCAACCAAAAGGGUCCAAAAGCAAUGAUCCCUUUGUCUCCUGUCAGGAGAAGAGAGCUAUCGUAGCCUCGGCCACCUGGGCAGCUGCCCGUGCCGAAACAGCCAGCCGCCAGCUGAACGGCACUGCCGGGAUGCCCGAAGAGGUCGCAGGUGACUUUCUCGCUUUGAGCCGUGCAUCGCACGCUGCUGGCUUCUCGGACAGCGCGACGGCAGUCAUGAAACACCAGUGGCAGGACAUGAGCCCACAACAGCGUGCCGUUGCAGCGAAAGUCCUCAAAGCCGUGUCAUCGGCACAGGGCCAGAAGCGACGGCGAAAAGGAUCAUCUUCCGCAGAGCGCGUUGCUUCCGUCGUACGGGCAUUGGAGGACGCAGGCGUCCCGGCGAGCGAAGAGGCCGCCUUCGCUGCUGAGGCCCUCCGCCAGGGCGCGGCCGUCGAAGAAGAUCCCCAGGUCGCGCCUGGCUCAAAGACGAUCUUGGACGAUAUCGUUGACCUGGUGAAGUCUGCGGGCCUGAGCUCUGCGCAGCAAAGUGGUAUCCUUCAGGUGGUCGCAUCAAUGCAGCCCACGGAGAGGCGGGCCAUCGCUCGCAUCUGGGCAGCUGCCGGCAAUCGCAGCAGCACUGCGCCUUUCAUCACCCAUGCCUUGGAUGCAGGCAAGCAGUCCGAGCAGAGGCUGCCUCUUUCGACUCCUGCACCUCCUGACCAAACAAAAGAUGCAGAGAAGGCCCUUGAGCUGUUGAAUGUCGUGGUCUACGCAGCCAUUCAGGCUGGUGCCCCACCGGCGGUCUUGGACAAGGUAAAUGCGCUGGCUCAGAACAUGACCCCCGAAGAGCAGAUGGCCGCUGCAGCAGCCGUCCUGAACUCCACGCAGAAGGCUCCCGAGGACAGAGAUCCGCUGGCUUCAGUUGCUGAUGCCAUCGCCCGGCAUCGGAAGGCCGUAGAGGACGAGGACAGCAAGCAGGACGGCGUCCCUGCACUGAACAACAUGUUCGAGUCGAUUGCCGCUCCCCCGGAGUCUGUCCAAGAAUACGAGGCCACGCACCACGGUGGCACCGGAUUUGUGUUCCUGGUUCGCUUGGCCAGUGACAGACUCUGGGCCUUUGUGCAACAAGCCGUCGGCGAGACCAUCGUAAAUCGGAGCAGCCUCGCCAUCAUCAGCGCAGCUUUCAGUUUUUCCUGGCCGACGUGCGGACAGAGCCACUUCCGCGAUGCACGAGCUCUGCACUUUCCAGACGCCCGCUUCAUGCCGACUCGCGCCUGUGGCGGCCUUGCUGCCCAGAGCCGCGAAACCUCCGGAUUUCGUCUUCCGGCCACCGGAAGCCAGGAACUUUUCUGGCUGUCUGGCGAACUGGGCCAUGGUGAGAACCUGCUGUUGAUCCAGAUCCAGGAGCUGAUUCUGCACGAAUUUCGAGCAGGCGGCCAGAUAAAGGAGUACAGCCUGUGUGGAGGCCAUGCAAGCACGUACAUCGGGUGCCCGUCUGAAGCCCCCGUGGACCUGGUCUACCCAGCACAUGGCAUUGGCGCAGCCUCGACUUUCUGUUCUGAGUCGAGCCAGGAUAAUUUGCAGAAUGCUGGCACGGCAAGCCUGAGACAUGCGCGUGGGUUGAAUGAUUUGUUGCUGCUUCAAGCCAUGGCCAGCAUGCGCGGAGAUGCAGGGCUGGUGUGGGCGCGAGCCUGUGAACUGGCUCUCCAACAGAAGAUCGACGAAGCCACUGCAAUGUGCACAGAGAUGGAAGAGAAGAGCCAGCGUUUAGGCGUCCGAGUCACCCAGGCGGCUGCAGCUGUCUCUAGAGCUGUCGUGGGCCUGUGCCGAAGCCCAGCCGGGCAGGCCUUCAUCCAGUCGCUGCGGAGUUUGGGGGCGACCUGGGGGGAAGCAAGCCUGCUGCUGACGGACGCGAGCAGCAACAACUUGCCUGAUCCCGGAGAUUCCCCCUGGGGCGAAGCAGUGAAAGCUGCAAAGGCUGCCCUGGCCCAAGCGCCGGAUGCGGCCCGGACGACGGCCUUGGCACAUCGCCUUGGGCUGGCUUGGACUCUGACGCUGCAGCCGCGCCGUGCAACAUCUAGGACCAGUUCCGCUCCAUCUGAAGCCGCCACAGCCAGCACUUCUUCACCAGCAAAAGCGCUGGCGUUGCAGGACCUGGGCAGAGCUGAGGAAGCCACCCAGACAGCGAUCGAAGCUGCGAAGAUCUACCGUGAGAAAGGGAACUUGGAAGGUGAGGCAACCGCCUUACUGGUGAAGUCUGCUGCUUUUCUCGGUCGCGACAACAUGGCCGCACUCCAGGCCGCCAGCCAUGCCUUGAAACUCUUCAAGGAGCUUGGCCACAUGGUGGGCCAGACUGCUGCACUGCAUGGCCUGGCCAAGGCCCAGCUGGCCAAGCGCAGCACAGACGAGGCGCUUAGCCGCGCAGCAGAAGCUCUGAG